AUGUAUACAUACACGGACGUUCGGAACGUUGCACCCCUACGACUGGCAUCCGGCCCAUCCGAUGCGUCCGGCCCAUCCGACGCGGCCGGCCCGGCCAAGUCUGCUGGUACGGCCCAUGCUGCCGGUCCUGCCAAGGCGAUCCCUACCCCGAAGGCUUCUCCCCCCGUCAACGCGCCUGCUCCUGCUACGGCCCCCGCCAAGUCCACUCCCGACACGACGGCUGCAAAAAGCCAGCGCGCCAAGCCGUCUGCCGCGUCGUCAGGCCCUGCCGAUGCGAGCGCUUCCUCCCGUCCUGGAGCGACCAAGUCCUCCACCAAGAAGCCUGAGGGCUCUACCGAGGCCAGCACGAAGACUGGCCGUGCCACUAAGGGCGCCAGCAGCGAUAGGCCGACUAUCACCACGACGUGGGAACGCGCCUCCGUCCGCAACCCUGUCUCCUCGGCCGAGGUGGAGGAGUCGGAUGCCGA
This is a messenger RNA of Peniophora sp. CBMAI 1063, 467 nucleotides long. The record is from the annotation of a GenBank genome assembly. Lineage: Eukaryota; Fungi; Basidiomycota; Agaricomycetes; Russulales; Peniophoraceae.